This is a messenger RNA of Paracoccidioides lutzii Pb01, 576 nucleotides long. Its product is annotated as T-complex protein 1 subunit zeta. Gene Ontology annotation, biological process: protein folding. Gene Ontology annotation, molecular function: ATP hydrolysis activity; ATP binding; ATP-dependent protein folding chaperone. Bases 1 to 576 code for a protein of 191 amino acids. The record is from RefSeq and is a predicted model, not a curated record. The transcript has 7 exons. Gene Ontology annotation, cellular component: chaperonin-containing T-complex.
AUGUCUGCGGCACAGCUGCUAAAUCCAAAGGCGGAAUCACGACGGAGAGGGGAAGCUCUAAGAGUCAAUAUCAGCGCCGGUGAGGGUCUCCAAGAUGUGCUCAAAUCGAACCUGGGUCCAUCAGGGACUAUAAAAAUGCUGGUUGAUGGCGCGGGUGCGAUCAAACUUACGAAGGAUGGGAAUGUACUUCUUCGAGAGAUGCAAAUUCAAAAUCCCACAGCCGUUAUGAUUGCGCGUGCGGCUACGGCACAAGACGAUAUUACGGGAGAUGGAACAACAUCAGUGGUUCUUCUAGUUGGCGAGUUGCUUAAACAGGCGGACCGACAUUUAUCUGAAGGACUACACCCUCGAGUGUUGACUGAUGGGUACGAAAUCGCUAAAAAUGAGGCGCUCAAGUUUCUUGACUCCUUCAAACUUCAUAGAGACAUCGAUAGAGAAAUUCUUCUCUCAGUUGCACGAACUUCGCUUUCCACGAAAUUGAACAGUGCUCUGGCUGAGAAGUUAACCCCUGAUAUUGUCGAUGCGGUUCUUGCCAUUCACAGACCUCCCAACAAACCUGAUCUUCAUAUGGGUUGA